This is a messenger RNA of Clonostachys byssicola, 783 nucleotides long. The record is from the annotation of a GenBank genome assembly. NCBI's taxonomy places the organism in Eukaryota, Fungi, Ascomycota, Sordariomycetes, Hypocreales, Bionectriaceae.
AUGGAGGGCACUUCUCCUACCGCUGUUUCCUAUAUGGGAGAUCUAUAUGCUUUCUGGGUGGGCUCAUAUGCUGGCGGCAUCUACUGUGCGAAGAGGACCUCCAACGGUGCCAAAUGGGGAGCCGUUUACGCCCUCGAAGGCUUCGUCUCUGGUAUUGCUGUUGCCCCGGGAACCUCGCCAUGUGCCGCCGUGUACCGAGAUAAGCUCUAUCUCUUUUACAACGGACGCGGCCGAGAUGGUACCUUCUACGCUCGGUGCACUAGGAGUGGCUGGGAGCCGAGGGUGGCCGCUCUUAUUGACCACGUCCCGGCCAAGCGAAUGGGCUUUGCUGAGAAUACCUCGCCGGCCGCCGCCGCCUAUAACGAUGAGCUCCAUGUCUUUUGGUGCGGUUCCGGCAGAGAUGGGUUUUUCGGCAGAGAUGGGAUAUACUGGUUUACACUCCAGGACAGAACCUGGACUUAUCAAUCACCGAUUCGAGGCCGCGUAUUGGUCGCCGAGAAUUCGACGCCUUGUGCUUGUAUCUGGGGCAAGAACCUGUGUCUCUUCUAUAACGGCGGCGGCGGAGACGGCACCUACUAUGUCACCUAUGCUGGUAACAAAUCCUGGAAUGACCCGAUCUCAGUCCGGGAAAAGAUAGCUGGGGGGAUGGCCACAGCCGACGACACCAGCCCCAGCCUCGUCUCCACGGGCUAUGGAAGACCCAGACUCUUCUGGACAGGGUCAGGGGGGCCGUUGCAGGGCCUCUGGUCCUCGGAAGCUUAUGGAGAUGGCUGGGAGCGAUAG